Messenger RNA from Fragaria vesca subsp. vesca, 1487 nucleotides. RefSeq names its product probable glycosyltransferase At5g03795-like. The record is from RefSeq and is a predicted model, not a curated record. Bases 17 to 1276 code for a protein of 419 amino acids. Gene Ontology annotation, molecular function: glycosyltransferase activity. The transcript is spliced from 2 exons. Lineage: Eukaryota; Viridiplantae; Streptophyta; Magnoliopsida; Rosales; Rosaceae.
UAUUCACUCUUCUCUUAUGCAUAGCUUGGAUCUAAGAACAAGAAGAAGAAACCCCAAGAUGAAUGCUUUGUUCUUGUACCUGAAGAAAAGACCCAAAUUGAAGCAAUGGGUCUUCAUCACAAUCGUGUUCUUGGCUGCCUCAUCUUUCUUAUGGGUCGCAACCUCUCUCCUCCAAAACAGCCAUUACACCUCAAACUUGGGUCUCUCAGCUCCAUCCUCACUCUCUGAUUCAACCCCUUAUCACAACUUCAAGCUCUUCUCUGCCGACUUCAAAGACAUGAUCCAAACCUUCAAGAUCUAUGUCUACCCAACUAACUCAUCUGACUUUGCUCAGAUUUUCGAUCCCCACCCAAACCCAUUUGACCCCAAAUUGGGUAACUACUUCAGUGAACACAUGUUCAAGCUCUCUCUACUCCAAAGCUCAUUCAUUACCUCCAACCCUGAAGAAGCCCAUCUCUAUUUCUUGCCAUUUUCGGUUAAUCUUCUCCGAAACGACCCCAGGGUCCAUUCAGAGGAAGCCAUUUCCGACUUUGUGGCGCAUUAUACUGAUGGGAUUAGCCAGGAGUUUCCUUUCUGGAAUGCCUCAAUGGGUUUGGAUCAUUUCUAUGCCUGCUGCCACUCUGUUUGCAGAGAAGCUAUGUCGAAACACAAUGACUUGCAUAACAAUGCCAUUCAGCUCACUUGCUCGUCUAGCUACUUCCAGAGGUUUUAUAUUGCCCACAAAGAUGUCUCCAUGCCUCAAGUCUGGCCUCGGCCGCCUCAGCUGACACUGAAUCCCCCGAAAUCCAGGGAUAAGCUUGUGUUCUUUGCCGGACGGGUUCAAAACUCGAAUGUGAGGCAGCAGCUGGUGGAUUUAUGGGGCAAUGAUACUCGAAUGGACAUCUACUCUGAGAAUCCGGGGUAUCCUUAUGAAGAAGGGUUUAAGAGGAGCAAGUAUUGCCUCCAUGUUAAGGGCUAUGAGGUGAACACUGCCAGGGUCAGUGAUGCCAUACACUAUGGGUGUGUGCCUGUUAUAAUGUCGAAUUACUAUGAGCUUCCUUUCGCUAAUGUGUUGAACUGGACUACAUUUUCGGUUAUUAUUAACCACAAUGAGCCUGCUUCGUUGAAGAAGACGCUGCUGUCGAUAACAAAGAAGAGUUACCUGAAGAUGUACCGGAAUUUGUUGGCAGUUAGGAGGCACUUCAUUUGGCACAAGACUCCUAAGGGAUAUGACUCCUUCCAUAUGACUGCUUAUCAGUUGUGGCUCAAAAGAGGGUCGCAGCGUCCAUCUUUCUAGUUCGUGCUUUGUGAUUCUGGGUUUUGGAUGUGUGCAAAUUGCCACUGUGUAAGAAAAUGAAGAAGGUUUUUUAUGGAGUUUACAAUUCUGAAGCAGAAACUCACCCUUGUAUUGUGUGCCAUGUAAGGUUUGCAACCAUAUUUCGUUAUACCUGGUGUGUAUGUAACAUGGAUUUGAAAACACGUUCUAUGUCCACAACACAAACUUGAUC